This is a messenger RNA of Drosophila takahashii, 1756 nucleotides long. It is a transcript of the gene SerRS, whose product is annotated as Seryl-tRNA synthetase. Gene Ontology annotation, molecular function: serine-tRNA ligase activity; ATP binding; tRNA binding. Gene Ontology annotation, biological process: seryl-tRNA aminoacylation. The record is from RefSeq and is a predicted model, not a curated record. Lineage: Eukaryota; Metazoa; Arthropoda; Insecta; Diptera; Drosophilidae. Gene Ontology annotation, cellular component: cytosol.
CAGCUGACGCAAAAUCCCAGCCACGUUGUGAAAACGCCGACGAACUGCUCGCUAAUCGCAGCUUAUCCCCGACUGAGACUUAAGUAAAGCAUACCCAACAUGGUGCUGGAUCUGGAUCUGUUUCGCAGCGACAAGGGCGGCAACCCCGAUGCCGUGCGCGAGAACCAGAAGAGGCGCUUCAAGGAUGUGGCCCUGGUGGAGACGGUGAUCGCCAAGGACACCGAGUGGCGUCAGUGCCGCCACCGCGCCGACAACCUGAACAAGGUGAAGAACGUCUGCAGCAAGGUGAUCGGCGAGAAGAUGAAGAAGAAGGAGCCGGUGGGCGCCAUGAGCGAGGAUCUGCCGGCGGGAGUGACCCAGGAUCUCACCGAGAUCGUGGCCGAAACCCUGCAGCCGCUGACCGUCAACCAGAUCAAGCAGCUGCGCGUCCUCAUCGACGAUGCCAUGACGGAGAACCAGAAGUCGCUGGAGCUGGCCGAGCAGACGAGGAACACCUCGCUGCGGGAGGUGGGCAACCACCUGCACGAAUCGGUGCCCGUGUCCAAUGACGAGGAGGAGAACCGCGUGGAGCGCACCUUCGGCGACUGCGAGAAGCGCGGCAAGUACUCGCACGUGGACCUCAUCGUGAUGAUUGACGGCAUGAACGCGGAGAAGGGAGCAGUGGUGUCCGGCGGACGUGGUUACUUCCUCACCGGAGCAGCCGUUUUCCUGGAGCAGGCGCUCAUCCAGCACGCCCUGCAUUUGCUCUACGCCCGUGACUAUGUGCCGCUGUAUACGCCCUUCUUCAUGCGCAAGGAGGUGAUGCAGGAGGUCGCCCAGCUGUCGCAGUUCGACGAGGAGCUCUACAAGGUGGUGGGCAAGGGCAGCGAGAAGGCCGAGGAGGUGGGCGUCGAUGAGAAGUACUUGAUCGCCACCUCGGAGCAGCCCAUUGCCGCCUACCAUCGCGACGAGUGGCUGCCGGAGGCCUCGCUGCCCAUCAAGUACGCCGGUCUGUCCACCUGCUUCCGCCAGGAGGUGGGCUCCCAUGGACGCGACACUCGCGGCAUCUUCCGCGUCCACCAGUUCGAGAAGGUCGAGCAGUUCGUGCUCACCUCGCCGCACGACAACAAGUCGUGGGAGAUGAUGGACGAGAUGAUCGGCAACGCCGAGCAGUUCUGCCAGUCGCUGGGCAUUCCAUAUCGCGUGGUGAACAUCGUAUCGGGAGCUCUGAAUCAUGCCGCCUCCAAGAAGCUGGAUCUGGAGGCCUGGUUCGGCGGCAGCGGCGCCUACAGAGAGCUGGUCUCCUGCUCCAACUGCCUGGACUACCAGGCCCGCCGCCUGCUGGUUCGUUAUGGACAGACCAAGAAGAUGAACGCCUCCGUCGACUAUGUGCACAUGCUGAACGCCACGAUGUGCGCCGCCACUCGUGUCAUCUGCGCCAUCCUGGAAACCCACCAGACGGAGACGGGCAUCAAGGUGCCGGAGCCGCUGAAGAAGUACUUGCCGGCCAAGUUCCAGGAUGAGAUUCCCUUCGUCAAGCCCGCUCCCAUUGAUCUGGAGCUGGCCGCCGCCGAGAAGCAGAAGGGCAAGAAGGAGAAGACCAAGAAGGACCCGGCUGCCGCUUAAGAUUAAAGUCUAUGAAAUUACUAUGAAAUUUAACGCUAAACUAAGCUUGCAAAGUCCUAAAUUUUUGUUACUUAUCGACUUAUCUAAUAUUUAUGGCAUUUAUAUAAACUUUGUAACGAUUAAACUGGAUCGAGAUGUGCUUCGAAUGCAA